CAACCAAGUCAGUCUCGCAAAAGGUUAGAGAUUAUUGGAGUAGACGCUAUUUUCUAAUGAGGGAAUGACUUAUCUAAUGGUGAACCACUCUCGAUUUUGAUCACUUGAUUGGCUCCCCAAGAGAACGAUUGUGCAACUGGCUGACUAAAGAGGAAUUAGUUGAAGUUUGGGGAUUUUGGAUGAGUACUUUGAAUUCACUUCCCCAUGUCAAAUCAUCAUCAUCAUCUCCGCAAAAAUUAAUUGAUCACUUUGACCAUUGAUUGCUGGCUUUGGUUGAGCAAAAGGGAACAAACACCAGGAUUUUAAAGUCAGUUGGCAUUUGUUCUCCUUCACUUGAGGAAUUAGUGUUUCAGCAAAGAAAGUGUUAAAAUUGUGGUAGUUCAUGAGUGGACUACACACACGCAAUUUCAAAAGUGUGUGAAAAGAGCUUCCAACAUUUUGGAAUCUGCAUUUACAAAAUUAUUUGUGUGACUGUGAUUGCGUGUGAAUUGUGAUAAAAAUGAGUGUUUCGGCAAAAGUACUGGUUGCCGGAGUGGCAUUGUUACUCGCUGUAGUCCAUGCAAUCCCUGCUGGACUUUCGACAGGUGGGGAAUUCAUGGAACCGGCAGAAUCUGGUCGCACGGUCCGCGUCAUGGUUCGGAAAGAGUUUAUGCUGCAACCUGAUGGGACAUACAAGGAAAGUUCCAUGGACGAUCAGAAUGUAGAAUUUGUGGGGCCGUCACAAAUGGACUUUGAUCACAAUGAAGCCGAAAGUGCUCCUCCAUUAGUGUACGCAUAUUCACCUCACCUCCAUCAGUUUGGAGAUAAUGUUGAAUAUGAUGAGCCACAAGGGUCCGCAUCAGCCAAGCAAUUCCACCAACUAACGGCUGACGAUGUCCAAGAUGUCAUGCGACAAUUAGAAGCGUCGUAUGCUGCUCAACAACAGAAUAGUCCACAAUCUUACAAUUCCAAUUCUUUCCAGCUAGUAAAUCAAACUGCAAGUGCAAGUGCUCCACCAUCGGUGCGACUGGCAUAUCCAGAUUUUGAAAUCAAACAAGCUCCAGCCACGUCAUACUUUUUAGAUCAGAGCCAAAUUAGAUCGAACCAAGGUGCUCCAAACAGUAUCCAAGAAAUAAUUAAAAAGCCAGAGCAAAAGCAACUUUCUGCUGCUUCUGCUGCCGGAAGUGCAAACAGUCAUUACUACAGCCCAAAGGAAAAUCAGUACCACAACAGUUUCAACUACGACACUUCGGGAGGAGGAGGAGGUGGUGGUGGAUAUGACAAUUUCGAACAAGGACAUACAGUCGCUUACGGGGGACCCAGCGGACCUUCAGAGCACCAUCUUCCAUCUCCUGGCCCGUCGUCCUACGGUGUCCCAGACACUAGUUUUGGUCCCUCUCCAGUUCCUCAAGAAGCUUAUGGAGUAGGUCCCACAGGACCAGAUCAUCACCACAAUCAAUGGAGCUCAUCUUAUGGAAAUGUGAAACACGGCGGUGGUGGGGGCGGAGGUGUUGUGAACUCUUUAGUGCAUACAGUGGCAGGUGUUGGUCAAACGAAGGCUCAUCAAGUGUCUUCUAUUCUCCACACCAAGGGAGAAGUAGGAAGCCAGAUUCUUAAUCAAGGUGGCAAAGUAGUCCAGCAAGCUGUACAUCAAAAAGCGGAAAAAGCUAAAAUAAUUGCUAACACUUUAAGUCAUGUCCCUGCCAAAUUCUCCCAAGUGUUGAGAAACAAGGCCGAAUUUGCUACAGGAUUCCUUGACCAAAGUUCCAGAGCUAUCGGUUCAGUGCUAAAUGUCAAAGCACAAGUUGCUAACCAAGCGUCAUAUCUCCUUGCGGCAAAGGGGAAAGCAGCAAACGCCGUUAUUCGGGCCGGAGGAAGUACAGCAGCCGAUUUAAUUGUGGCAAAGGGAAAAGGAAUUGCAAAUCUAAUCACGAGCGGAGGUCAAGCAACUGCUGCUCUGCUAAACCACAAGGGGAACAAAGUCCAAAAAAUUGCCCAAGUUUUAAGUGGAGUUGGUGGUGGUGGCUACUUGGGAGGAGGAGGAGGAGGAUGGGGCUCUAACGACGGAAUUGUCGGAGGAUAUUCUGAAAAUGAAGAACAAUAUGAGACAUAUCCAUCCAGAGUUUACGACGAACGUCAAAUUCAGGACGCUUUAAAAUCUGUGGUUCAGUCGCCGGCAUCCUCUUAUGGUCAAGCACCAGCUUCUUCUUUGGAAGACGGUAGCCAAUCCAAACUCAAUUCUGCGUUUAAAUCAAUUUACAACACGUUCAAAUCAGCCCAACCCACACAAUCACUCUUUGGUUCGUAUUCAUCUCCUGUAGAAGUCACAUUGAAACCUUCGUCAGCCGAGCAAGCCCAACCUUCCAUUGGACAGUCGGCUACCUCGAUUGGUGAAAGUCUUACUAAAAUGAGCAAGAUGCUCAACAAUGUCGCGAGUGCUAUUAAUUGGCUCAAACCCAAAACGGAGAAGGAAGCUUGAAGUGUCUCGUCUAGUUAAAAUUUGAUUUUAUAAUUUUUUGUUCUCCUACGCUUUAAUUUUUUUGUUCUUGAGCCGCUACAGCUCAUCUGGCAGGUAUACAGAUUGCGUCAUAUUUAGUCACUAUGUACCUCUGACCUGCUAUUCUUUUUUCGUCUGGGCCAGAAGUAUUACAAUAAACAAGCGUUCUUAUCAAUGACAACGACCCAAUUCAAAAUAUAACCACUACUUCUUGUUUUUUUUCCUAUAGAAAAAUAUUUUGUUACAUACUUUACUACUCUUUAAUUUUUGUAUUAUACGAAAGCUAAAUGCACAAUACGAAUAAUGGUGCAGUUCCUAUAAUGUUUUGCUGAAAAUAAUUAAUGACUGACUCAAGAUGUUUGGAAAAUGCAAUAUAAAAAAUUAAAAAAUUUUGUAAACAAUGUAAA
This is a messenger RNA of Folsomia candida, 2883 nucleotides long. RefSeq lists its product as uncharacterized. The transcript is spliced from 2 exons. NCBI's taxonomy places the organism in Eukaryota, Metazoa, Arthropoda, Collembola, Entomobryomorpha, Isotomidae. The record is from RefSeq and is a predicted model, not a curated record. The coding region runs from base 500 to 2458 and encodes 652 amino acids.